Diversispora eburnea is the source of this 252-nucleotide messenger RNA. The record is from the annotation of a GenBank genome assembly. NCBI's taxonomy places the organism in Eukaryota, Fungi, Glomeromycota, Glomeromycetes, Diversisporales, Diversisporaceae.
UAUUGGAUUAAAAAUGCAUAUCCAGAAAUAGAAACAGUUGCUUCUAGAAUUUUUGAUAUUUGUAUUAAUGUUACAUCAGUUGAAAGAUUAUGGAAUAUGGCAAAAUUAUGUGCAGGUAUUAUUUAUAAUAGAAAAUUUUAUAAAGAAUCUAUUGUAUCUAAUAUUAUAAAUUCUACUUUAGAAACUAAAAUACAAGAUAAUAAUUUAGAAACUGAAACACAAGAUAAUAAUUCAGAAAUUGAAAUACAGGAA